GAAGUGUUUUAUCUACACUACAUUUUUGGCAUGGAAGCAGUUAUGCAGAAACAGAUUUUUAGCCAUGGGAUUAGACUUUUCGCAACCAAGAAACCAUUAAGGAGCUAUACAGAUAUACCAUUAACUGUCCACCAGAAGUCAAGCGUUGCAGCUCAACGUAUAAGUUAUUCAUAUUACCCCAACUUUCCCAUUUUGGAAAGGCAACACAAAAAUUCAACAAAGUUGUAUGCAGGAAGAAGAAGGAGAUCAAACAUGGAGACAGACACAUAUGUACUAAUGGAACCAGGGAAAGCGGAAGAAUUUGUAAAUGAGGAAGAACUCAGACUCAGAUUGAAAGGUUGGCUAGAAAACUGGCCAGCCACAUCACUGCCUCCUGACCUUGCACGAUUCGAAUCCAUUGAUGAUGCUGUUUCAUUCCUUGUAAAGUCUGUUUGUGAACUUGAAAUUGAUGGAGAUGUUGGCUCAGUUCAAUGGUAUGAAGUUAGUUUGGAAUAAAAUCAUUCAACCAACAAACAUUUACUAAUGAAAUUUCCUAUUUGGCGAAAA
Molecule: messenger RNA, 546 nt
Organism: Erigeron canadensis
Lineage: Eukaryota; Viridiplantae; Streptophyta; Magnoliopsida; Asterales; Asteraceae
Product: protein CHLORORESPIRATORY REDUCTION 7, chloroplastic
Exons: 3
Coding region: 31-495 (154 amino acids)
Cellular component (GO): chloroplast stroma
Source: RefSeq, a predicted model, not a curated record